AGGUUGCUGCUCUCAGUGUGACAGAAAAACAGGAUAAAAGUUCAGCUGCUGCCUCAGUCUGCUGUAGGUCAGGGGAGGGUGCUGUGUAUUAUUCUAAAAGUUUACAUACACUGAUGCAAAGACUUUUCUGAAGAUCUUCUUGAAUGUAGUAGCUGAAAAGACCACAUAAAUUACAUAAACACUAUAUACAGUAUAUUCUGUUGUCUGAUGUACUGAUUUCUCAGCUAUCAGAGGACACACAACUUCCAUUAAAAGUGAAAGCUUUUUAGACAUUAGAAAGUUUUCACUUGUUGAAAAGGACAGUUUUAAUCUAUAUGUUCUUUGUGCCUUGAUAACCUAGAUACAUUUCUACUUCAUUGAGCUGACAUACAUAUCGUUGAUUGACAAAUGUGAGGAUGCGCGUUGAUUUAGGUCAUGUGACACUGACCUUUUUCCACCCAUGUCUAUUUUUUGAACAUGUCUUUCUGAACGAUCUGAAAUGUGUUAUUUAUGCAGAAUAUUAUCAGCCACAAUUGUUAGAAACGUGCAGUUUAUGCAACUUACAUGCAGGUUUAUUGUAUGUUUUGUGUCUUCUUAAUGUGUUGAAAUAGAACAUUUUGCUGAAAUAUUUUAAUCCCAUUUACUGUAACUCAAUCUGUUUUUUACCCUCCUUUUUCUCCAUCACUAUCUCUUCUCUUCUUCCAGCUCUGCUGUUGUGCAGACAUGAAGAGCAACAACAGCCUGAAUCCUUUGUAUUUUCAGUUCACUCUGUUUGCAGACUUUGGGCCCCUCAGAUAUCUGUUCUUCAGUCUGUGUCUGUUGCUCUACAUGACUAUUGUCUCUGCUAACAUUGUCAUUAUUCUGACAGUCUGUCUGGAGAAGUCUCUGCAUCAGCCCAUGUAUAUUUUUAUCUGCUGUCUGUCUUUUAACUCUCUGUACGGCUCAGCCGGCUUCUUCCCCAGGUUUCUGACCGACAUUCUGUCUGACACUCAUUUAAUCUCACGUCCAUUAUGUUUCAUUCAGAUAUAUGUUAUUUACACCUAUGCAUCAUGUGAGAUGACUCUCCUCUGCAUCAUGGCCUACGAUAGAUUUGUUGCUAUUUGCCAGCCUUUACAUUAUCACAAUAAAAUGACAUUUCAGAUUGUGAGACACCUUUUGUUUUUUGCCGUGCUCUACCCUGCAUUUGCUAUUGGCUUCUGUCUCUAUCUUACUGUUCGAUUAACGUUGUGUGGCAAUAAACUGAACAGACUUUUCUGUUCCAACUGGCCUGUGGUUCUACUCUCCUGUGUGGACACAACUCUGAACAACAUAGUAGGUCAGUUUUUCACGAUGACAACCGUCUUCAUCCCCCUGUUCUUUGUCCUGUACACCUAUCUACGUAUUCUGCUUGUUUGCAGGAGAAGCUCGUCUGAAUUCAGAGGAAAGGCGUUACAGACCUGCCUGCCUCACAUCGUGACAUUUAUGACCUAUUCUUUCUCUCUCUUCUGUGAGCUGUCAUUGACUCGAUUUGAGGCUGAUAAAAUGAAUCCAAUCAUCACAGUUGUUUUAUCUUUAGAGUAUUUGAUGAUCCCCCCCAUUAAUAACCCUCUAGUUUACGGCCUGAGUCUGCCUCAAAUCAAAAUAGUUAUUGUUAGAUUUUUGAAGAAGGGUCCUGCUGUGAAAGUUUAAGACUCAGCAUUGUGUGAUUGGCAACAAUGAAGCUCUAAGUCACAACAUAUGCUUCU
This is a messenger RNA of Sander lucioperca (pikeperch), 1703 nucleotides long. RefSeq names its product olfactory receptor 56A4-like. Gene Ontology annotation, cellular component: membrane. The record is from RefSeq and is a predicted model, not a curated record. Lineage: Eukaryota; Metazoa; Chordata; Actinopteri; Perciformes; Percidae. The transcript has a single exon. Gene Ontology annotation, molecular function: G protein-coupled receptor activity; olfactory receptor activity. The coding region runs from base 703 to 1647 and encodes 314 amino acids. Gene Ontology annotation, biological process: G protein-coupled receptor signaling pathway.